UUGACCACCGGUUAGUUCAUCUAGGCUCUUGCAGGUCGGGUUAUUAAACAACACUCACGGCCAUAUUUAUUUUUCACUCAUUUUUGGCGCUUGUCUUGAACCUUUCCUUUCGAAUUCACUUGAUCUUUCAAAUCACUCAUCAUGAGCUCGUCGCGCAAGUCGCGGAUUGCCUCGAGCAUGUCCAAUGUCAUGUUCACAAAUGCGGUAUACUUUCCCAACUACCGGAUAUACCAGGGAGAUACACCAGGAAUGCUCAACUAUAGUUGUAUCAACCACGUUUACUAUGCCUACGCCAGUGUUUCAGCCGACGGUGGUGUUUUCCUAAGUGAUGAGUGGGCGGAUGCUGGUGCACCUGUUGAUGGUGUACAAGGCGGGCUAGGGUCUCUCAUGCACCUCAAGCAGAAGCACCCUCACCUUCGUGUUGUUUUGUCAAUCGGGGGCGGUAACUCCUCAGAGAUUUUUCCUUUGGUGGCAUCCAGCACUCUACUACGCGACAACUUUGCUAGAUCCGCCAAGGGACUUGUUGAAGCAUCUGGUCUGGAUGGAAUCGACAUUGCAUGGGAAUACCCUUGCGAUGUUCAGCAAGGCUAUGACUUUCUUGCACUUCUGGCAGCUGUCCGCAUUCAUCUACCAGAGGAGCAUUAUGUCCUCACCGCUGCGCUUCCUGCAGCCAAGUCUAUUUUGCAAUUCCUCGAUUUAAUGGAGAUUGCCGAAUACUUGGACUUUAUCAACUUGAUGGCUUAUGAUUUCUUUGGCUCGUGGACUUCAAAGGCUGGACAUCACGCUCAACUCUAUGCUAUGGACAAAGAAGAAACAUCAGCUUCUUCAGGGGUUUCAUAUCUCAUGUCCAAGGGGUUCCCCCCUAAGAAGAUUCUACUUGGUAUUCCAACUUUUGGACGAAGCUUCCUCCACUGUACAGGAGCAGGACACAAAUACAAGGGCGUUGGUGGUGCUGAAGAUGGCACGUUUGAGUACAAUCAACUCCCACGCAAGGGAUGCAAAGAGGUUGUCGACAAACGCCAUGUUGCAGCACACUGCACGGGGGCAGAUGGCGGAUUCGUGACGUACGACAACCCGGAUACUGUCAAGAUCAAGGCUGGUUUCUGUAAGCAAAAGGGACUAGGGGGUCUCUUUUACUGGAACGGUCCAGCUGAUUCCAAGGAUAAGUCUAGGAGCUUGGUUGCGGCUGGCUUCCGCGCUCUUCAUUCCUCCUGAAAAGUCUUUACCGCUCCUUGUUUGACCACAUCCUGCGUUUUGCAUAUAGGGAGCGAUACGGCGUUUCAUUAUUCAGUAGAUGGGCAUAUUCUGGUGUUAUCUGGUCAUUUUCGAAUCAACCUUUUUUUUAUUGGGUUUGUGGAAAAGCGUUUACAUUACGAAGGUAUGCUAGGAAAAUGGGUUCUUCUGGGAAGA
This is a messenger RNA of Fusarium redolens, 1410 nucleotides long. Its product is annotated as glycoside hydrolase superfamily. Bases 142 to 1215 code for a protein of 357 amino acids. The transcript is spliced from 4 exons. The record is from RefSeq and is a predicted model, not a curated record. Gene Ontology annotation, cellular component: extracellular region. NCBI's taxonomy places the organism in Eukaryota, Fungi, Ascomycota, Sordariomycetes, Hypocreales, Nectriaceae. Gene Ontology annotation, molecular function: chitin binding; chitinase activity. Gene Ontology annotation, biological process: chitin catabolic process; carbohydrate metabolic process.